Molecule: messenger RNA, 960 nt
Organism: Cicer arietinum (chickpea)
Lineage: Eukaryota; Viridiplantae; Streptophyta; Magnoliopsida; Fabales; Fabaceae
Biological process (GO): cellular response to heat
Source: RefSeq, a predicted model, not a curated record
AUACAAAUUAUAUAGACUUGGAAAGGUUAACAAGGAAAGGAAUAAUUGAAUUAGUUAACGACCAAUUCACAAGGCAAAUUUCCAAAUAUCUUCUAUACACUCUACAUUUAAAUGAAACAUAUCCAACAUUAGUGGGUUAAUUUCCUUGAACCUAGCCAAUAAAUUUAUUGUAUCAUCACACACCACAUUAAGAGUAGUUUUGAAAUAAAAUGGAAAGCAAGCAUGCACAUAAUUAUCGAUCUUAUGAGGAUUUUGAUCCUGUUUUUAAGUGGCGUAGAGAAGAAGCCCGUGACACCAUUGAACUUCAUCUUCCAGGUUUUAAGAGAGAGCAAAUACGAAUUCAGAUAAACCAUCAUGGUGUUUUGGUCAUAAGCGGAGAGCGUCCCUUAGAUGAAACUAAAUGGAGACGCUUCAAGAAAGAAUUUCAAAUCUCUCAAUAUUGCAAUGAAGAUGCUAUUCGUGGCAAUUUCAUGGACAACAUUCUUUCUAUUGUAAUGCCAAAGAAAGUUUCUUUUAUUCCUCAAGAAGAACAAAUUCCAGAACUUGAAGAUGAUGAGGAUGAUAUAUAUCAAGACAAAACUACAUUUCAUAAUAUGGAAUUUCAAGGAAAGAGCAGAGCAGAACAAACUGAAGAUUACAAAUUCAAAGAUGCACUAUUAGAUUCAGAAUAUACUUACACAACAAACAAUCAUUUUGAAGAAAAUGAUGUAGAAACUACUAGAGAGGUUGCUCUUAAAUUCAUGGUUGUCAUCAUUGUUCUAAUGGUUAUAGUUAAUUUUCUAGUGGAUAUGAGCAAAAGCUUCAUGGCUUAAGCUCAAUCAUAUUUUCAAGAUUAAAUGAGAUUAUGGUUUAAGGUGAUUCUGUGUAAGGUUUAAAUAAUGUUCAAAAUGAAAAAAUUAUUAUAGCGUUAAAAAGACAUGAUCUACGUUAUAAUAAAAAUCAGAGUGUAUAUUAAUAUUA